AUGAAUCCUCACCUUGACAAGGGUUACUAGUCCACCACUAAGACUUGUCAAGACUAGUUACUUCAAUUUAAAGUGCGGUAUGUACAAGAAUGACAUGAAUAGAAGUCGAGAUGACACCAAAUAAAUUUUCCAUUUUUACUAUUGAGCAAAUCGGAUUCAUCUUGGAUUGAGUCCAUACCCGGUUAGGGUUUACCAAGGUCCGAUAUUCAACGUGGUACCUUGAAUCCUCUGUUUCCCAUGCUUUGACCUUCAAUUUCAAUUCAACUCCCUGCGCCGGAACCAAGUGGCUUCGCUGCACCCAACAUGGGUUGCACCACCUGCAUCUCCUCUUCCCUUCUCACCUCACUCCCCCUCCGCCACCGUGCACCGCCGCCUCAAUCACCCCAUUUCUCCGCCGCCCGUUUUCCGUCCAAACAACUCACCCCUUCUCACCCCUUUCGCAUUUCAGCCCUUCCCCUCUUCUCACACGGCGGCAGCGGCGGUGGUAACAGCAACAACAACAAUAACAACAACAAUGGUGGCUACUGGGGUUACCCCUUUGACUCCGACGAUUCCGAUUCUUCUUCUUCAGGUCCCCUUCACACCCUCUUCAUCUCCUUGCUCUUCUCUUCCGCUGUAUGCUGUUUCUGCCAUCUCUUCCUUGCCAAACUCGCACUGGCAAAAACCCAUUCUUCUAACGACGAUGAAACUCUCGUCUGGGAAGUCAAAGGUGGCAACCUGACCAAGCUUAUCACUGAUCACACGAAGGACACUUUUGUUCCCUCACAACCCAGCUUGAUCUCUGAACUAUCAUCCCUGAACCCUUCACAACUUCCAAGCUUUCUGUGGUUCAAGUGCAGGGACCUCUUGGUACGGUUGAUGCUUCCUGAAGGGUAUCCCAACAGUGUGACCAGUGAUUACUUGGAGUAUUCAUUGUGGAGAGGAGUUCAAGGUGUUGCUUGCCAGGUUAGUGGGGUGCUGGCAACACAGUCAUUGCUGUUUGCUGUUGGAUUGGGGAAAGGGGCUAUUCCUACUGCUGCUGCCAUCAAUUGGGUGCUCAAGGAUGGAAUUGGGUACCUCAGUAAGAUCCUGUUGUCGGAUUUCGGUCGCCAUUUUGAUGUUAACCCAAAAGGGUGGAGAUUGUUUGCUGAUCUUCUUGAAAAUGCUGCUUUUGGUUUGGAGAUGUGUACUCCUGCUUUCCCUCAUCUUUUUGUGCCCAUUGGUGCUGUGGCUGGGGCGUCUCGCUCCGCGGCUUCGUUGAUUCAGGCUUCUACGAGGAGCUGUUUCUUUGCUGGUUUUGCUGCUCAAAGGAAUUUUGCUGAGGUAAUUGCUAAAGGUGAAGUCCAAGGAAUGGCAAGCAGGUUCAUCGGAAUUGCGCUCGGUAUAGGUUUGGGUAACUGCAUAGGCUCCUCCACACCUCUUGUUCUUGCUUCAUUUAGUGUUAUAACUUGGAUCCACAUGUACUGCAAUCUGAAGUCAUAUCAGUCCAUUCAGCUACGGACUCUAAAUCCCUAUCGUGCAAGCUUGGUUUUCAGUGAGUAUCUACUGAGUGGCCAGGCGCCCCCAGUUAAAGAGGUCAAUAAUGAAGAGCCACUAUUUCCAGCUGUACCCAUAUUGAAUGCAACUUUUGCAAGCAAAGUACAAUCAAAUUUUGUAUCAUCUGAAGCAAAGGAUGCAGCUGGAGAAAUUGAACAACGUCUGCAGCUUGGAUCCAAGCUCAGUGAAAUUAUCAACAGCAAGGAGGAUGUGCUUGCUCUCUUUGCGCUUUAUAAAAACGAAGGCUACAUCUUGUCCGAGCACAUGGGGAAGUUCUGUGUGGUGCUUAAAGAAAACUGUUCACAGCUAGACAUGCUCAAGGCAUUGUUUCAGGUCAAUUACCUUUAUUGGUUAGAGAAGAACGCGGGAAUUGGAGGAAGAGGAACACUUAAUGAUUCGAAGCCCGGUGGGAGGCUGCACAUAUCUCUGGAGUAUGCGGAAAGGGAAUUCAAGCAUGUUAGAAACGAUGGAGAAUCAGUAGGCUGGAUCAUGGAUGGGCUUAUUGCAAGACCUUUGCCUACUAGAAUUCGUCUAGGUGACACGACAUCCUCAGCGAGUAGCUAACACGGUGAAUGGCUGGUGGUUUUGCAUGGCUGCAUUGUUUUCUAUGAGGAAGCAAUUUGGAGAUAUCUUUGGAGAUCAAGAGCCCUGGUUGGGUCUUUGCCAUUGUUGUUAAGCAGCACAUCCCAUGCUGCAAAACAUGCAACUCAAUGGGUUUAAUGGCGAAAAGACAACUACAGAUAGUUGAAGCUACAUAGUGUGACAAAAACCACAAGCCAAAUAUGCCAAUUUGGCUACCUGUUGUCUAUUUCAAUGAAUGGAUGACCCAGAAAGGGUCAAAUAAUUGGGAACAGUGACCACUUUUACUAGGGAGAUUGAUUGCACCCGCGUACAGUUCAGAGCAAUUGUUUAUAGUUUAAGAUUAAGAUGUGCAUCUAAAUAUCAAGCUUUUGUUUAUUUGUAUCUAAUACAUGUAUUUAGCACUAAAUCCCACACAAAUGCAUUUUGUUCACAAAUUUGAUGUUCCUAAACCAUUUUAGAUUGCCUUUGUGCUGCAA
Lotus japonicus is the source of this 2573-nucleotide messenger RNA. Its product is annotated as protein root UVB sensitive 1, chloroplastic. Lineage: Eukaryota; Viridiplantae; Streptophyta; Magnoliopsida; Fabales; Fabaceae. The transcript is spliced from 6 exons. Bases 304 to 2079 code for a protein of 591 amino acids. Gene Ontology annotation, biological process: response to UV-B; developmental process. Gene Ontology annotation, cellular component: chloroplast envelope. The record is from RefSeq and is a predicted model, not a curated record.